Molecule: messenger RNA, 1526 nt
Organism: Anguilla anguilla (European eel)
Lineage: Eukaryota; Metazoa; Chordata; Actinopteri; Anguilliformes; Anguillidae
Product: CB1 cannabinoid receptor-interacting protein 1-like
Exons: 3
Coding region: 417-905 (162 amino acids)
Biological process (GO): negative regulation of signaling receptor activity
Cellular component (GO): plasma membrane
Molecular function (GO): type 1 cannabinoid receptor binding
Source: RefSeq, a predicted model, not a curated record
UCAGUGCAUACGGGUACAAAUAUAAGCCAAGGCAGCCUAGGCAACACAACGCGAUGCUUCUCAAAUCAUAUUCUAUUUUUUAAACCAAUCGCUUGCACGCUAUAAUAUCGCUUGCACGUGGAUUAGUACUUCAGCCCUUCAUGUCUUUGUCGUUUUAUGUCUGUAGAUAGUAGAUUGUGACAGACGAGCAUGAGAGGAUUAUCUCCGUAUCCGUGAGGGAUUUGUGGGCAGGGACGUGCAAUUUUUGCUGUGACUUCGUCUGCGAUGUGUUUUUCAAGUUUUAUCUGGCGGAGGCACGUCACGUCCUUCCUAUUGUUAUUAUUGUUAGAAAUUCACUCUCGCUGACUCCAUCAUAUCGCUGUCACUUCGAAAAAGGGGGGAAACGGUCGACGCCGAGACUUUAUCUUCAAUGAAUAAUGGGCGACGUUCCACAAUUGAUAAAAAUCGGAAUUUCUUUGAAAAUCCAACCCAGCAACGGCCCGGUAUUUUUCAAAGUGGACGGGUCGAGGUUCGGUCAGAACAGGACGAUCAAACUGCUGACGGGAUCAAAGUACAAAAUUGAAGUUGUCGUCAAACCAGGGGCUAUGGAGGCUACUACGAUGAGCGUAGGUGGCGCGAGCUUCCCUUUGGAACAGCAGUCCAAAGACCCCCAUUCUGUGGUUUACAGCGGACAGUAUGACACAGAGGGAGUUGUGCACACCAAAAGCGGGGAGAGGCAACCUGUUCAAGUCAGUAUCCAGUUCACUACAGCCGGGCUCUUUGAGACUGUGUGGCAGGUGAAAUAUUACAACUACCACAAGAGGGAGCACUGCCAAUGGGGGAACAGCUUCGCCAGCAUCGAGUACGAGUGCAAGCCCAAUGAAACGCGGAGCCUGAUGUGGAUCAACAAGGAAUUGUUCGUCUGAGAGGCCCCCUCGCAAUAAAUUUAAAAAAUCACCGUUUACUGCAGCCGAAACGCUGAAAUGCAUCACUGACCAUAUCACAUGACUCUUCAGAAGUCGGCCGUAUCGCGCCUUGCCACAGGCAUGCGUAUCAAAUCUAUUUUGCCCUUUUCCACCCUUACCUUAGAACGUAGUCCCCAUUGUUGGAGUGUUUCACGUAGGCCUGCUGGCGUAAUGUACGGUGUCAGGUGUUUUGCGAGUGCGUAGUGUGAUUCAUUUGAUUCAUUCAUGACAUAUUUUAGUAUUUGUGGGGAUUUCAUGUUGUGUGUGUUAGUUUAUGUUGACCUACCUCUGAACAGUACAAGCGGGAUCACAUCUUUAAAAUGGUAUAAAGAUUUUUCAUAGAGCAAUAUGAUACCAUUGUAUUGUCUUUUUUUACUAUAGGCAAAUGCAGUAUUACCCCCUUAUGUGCUGCUUCCUUGUUCUUUGCUGUUUUCAGUUAUUUUUGGCAUUAUAUAUUGAUAAAGAUUAAUUAGGUAUGUUUACACAUUUAUGUUGCAAUUUUGUCUACUUAAAACUAUUGUGAUGUUAUGUUUAAGUGUUUGGUUUUGUAAGAUUAUCUGUUAUGAAAAUACCAGUUUAAAA